Molecule: messenger RNA, 1851 nt
Organism: Naegleria gruberi
Lineage: Eukaryota; Heterolobosea; Eutetramitea; Acrasida; Naegleriidae
Exons: 7
Coding region: 1-1851 (616 amino acids)
Biological process (GO): regulation of autophagosome maturation; endosome to lysosome transport; endosomal transport
Cellular component (GO): late endosome; endolysosome membrane
Source: RefSeq, a predicted model, not a curated record
AUGAGGAAGCUCAUCUCGGGUUUGUUUGUGCAAACACCUCAAAAAUUUUCUUUGGAGACGCUCAAUAAAUUAUGUGAUGUGUUGGAACAAAACAAAGUGAUAAAUGAAUUAAAUUCGGAUGUUGUCAUUGAAACUUUACGAUCUAUUUCCGAGUUGAUGGUGUGGGGAGACAAACAUAAUGAAAGAUUUUGGGACUUGUUUUUGGAGAGGAAUGUCUUUCACUUCUUUUUCAACGUACUAUCACAACCGAACUCACCUAAUCACGUCAAGAAACAAUUAAUUCAAUCUAUUAGUAUUAUGAUUCAAAAUAUGAACAACAAAAAUUCCCUGUAUUUUUUACUCUCCAAUAAUCACAUCAAUGAAUUGAUUAACCACCCUUUGGAUUUUGCGGAUGAAGAACUUUUGGCUUAUUACAUUAAUUUCCUGAAAACAAUUUCUUUGAAAUUUGACAAAUCAAUGAUUCAAUUCUUUUUUGACAGCGUUAAUUCUAGAUUCCCUCUUUAUGAUCAAGCUAUAAAGUUCUGUAAUCACACCGAUAGCAUGAUCAGAAUUGCAGUAAGAACAAUCACAUUGAAUACAUACAGUGAAGGAAUGGAUGAAAAAUUAACAGAAUCCAUUGUAGAUUUGACAAUCAAGAAAGUAAUUAGGGAUUCAAUUAUAAGUUUCUCUUGUAGCGAUGAGGAACAUAAUCACAUUGAUAAUAAGUUUGGAUUAUUAUUGGAAACAAUUUUAUAUUGUAUUUCUCAAGUUUAUUCUGUUUUUACAAAUGAAGAAUUAAUAGAGAGAUUAACUUAUCUACUGUUUUCAAAAGAGAUAGGAUGUGAAAAUUCAUUUAUUGAAAUGGUAUUCGAUCAAGUUCAAAGGAGGAACGAUAAUGAGUCACUAUUACUGAGUUCAUUAUGUUUUAUGUAUUCUAUGAUUGUGAAUGAAUCAACACCAACAGGUCCGUUAUUGACAAUUGGAAUGGCUAAAGUUUCUGAAGUUAAUCAGUCAUCUUUUGAUCAGUCAGACAAUUGUUUCUUUAACACUAUUACCUACUUGAUGGGACAUAGUGCACCAACGAGAAUUAAUACAUACCAUAUGAUUUAUAGAAUUUUGACAGCAUUAUGGAGUAGUUUGGAUGAAACCAAUUCAUUAUACAUUGAAAAUUAUCUUCCGACCCUGAAGAAGCAAUUUUCCAAGUGCAAGGAGGUUAUGAAAAAAUUAUUUACAGAACUGAGUGUAUUUGACUUUUUGGAUGAACUACAAGUGGAAUUUACACAAUACCAAAGAUUAUUCUCUUUAAGAUCAGAUGCCACUGUUUCUGAUAUUUCUACAUUAAUGAAUUAUGAAGAAAACGAAACUUCACAAUCACCAUUUGAUCAAAUACCACUUCAAAAAUCAAAUAAGAAGAUCGAGACAAAUACUAGAUUUGAAAUUCAUGAAUUUUUAUUGAUAUAUGAGUUUGUAUGCAAAUCUCCAAUUUUGAGUAAGCUCAUUUUAGGGAGAGAAAAACUAGUAUCACUCUCAGAUAUUAUUAAUCCAAAACCAGAAUAUUGUCCUGGAGAGGAAGCUGUUAUGAUCAAUAGAGAAACUAUUCGCUGCAGUAUUACUUCUCCAAUUACAUUUCCUCAAAUGGUUCCUAGCUCACCAAAGAAAGCUCCUGGAGGUACUCCAACUAGAACAAAUGUAAACACACCUGUUGGUCAUGUUACUCCAACCAAAAAGGAUAAUAGAGAAAUGCGCCAUAUUUUCUUUGAUGCAAACUAUCUCUACAUUGUAACUGUUGACGUUAAUAGGAUUGGUUUUGGAAUUGUGGAAGAAACUGUUCCAUUAUUUACUGUUGAUGUAUGUUAUUUAUUUAUAUCAUAG